GUCAAUGUCAAAUUUCAAAUUGUCGAUUAAUUUUGUCAAUAAAUAUUAAAAUGGCAGUUGAACAUUUUUUUGUUUUAUGAACAAAAUAUGUUCUAAAAUCACAAUGGCACUAAAUUUCACUACAAAAUUAGCGUGCAUAAAUUGGAAGUUAUAAGUAGAUAAAGUGAAAUGUCUUCAGAAUCGAUAGAAAGUGCCAACCAUAUUGACGACGUCGACGGAAAGGAGAAUGGAUCGAAAUCGGUUUUAUCGUGUGAUUCGGGCGUCGAGACCCUCGACUCAGGGCUCGAUGCGCUUGCCACUCAACCCAGCUCAGAAACCCCGCCUAGAAAACCCGACAAUCCCGUGGAUUUAGACGUAUGUGUAGCUGAUGAAAUUAGUUCCGAUUUGUCUACGCCAACAUCGCUAUGUUCCGACAAAGGUAACUGUUUUUUGAAUUUCGAAGACAAAGAUGACGCCACAGACAAAGUAGCAAGCAUAACAGAAGACCUGAACACCGAAUCAGGUAUGUCCAGUGAUAAUCUCACAGAAGGUAUAAAAAAAUCUUUGUAUAAAAAUAAUAACAAUGCUUUAGCAACGUCAACGGUUAGCUUAAAUGAGCCAAAUAUUACCGAAAGUAACAUUAACAAUACAAUUAGUCGUAGCGCUGAAAAUAUAUGUAUAUUAAUUGUAGACAAUGAAUCCACGACCUCUAGUACCAAAGAACUCGAUAAAGACAAAAUAUUAUCAGAAUUUUCAUCUCAGAAAAGUAAAGUUAGCGCAACACAGAAAAUUGUACCUGAGAAUCCACAGACCCUCGACGUAAGAUACUCCAGACUGCCUAAAGACAUCCUCGCACCAGAUCUGGGUAGUAUCGUCAAAAACGUUCAUGGCAUAUUCUCCUCUGUAAGCGGGAGCUUAAAAAAUGCUUACAUCAACAGUCACAGAGUGUCACAAAAGCCCCAGAUAAAGAACGUCAAACCUAUAGCCAAUGGUAAGAUCAUGAGUGACAUAUUUGAGGAUGCAUCAGACGAAAAACUGAAUGAAAGCAUCCUUGAUAAGACUCCUGUUGAAUCCAACUCAAACAGUAUGGAGUCUGUUGCUAAAGUUAGUAACGAAGAAGAGAUUGAACCAAAGAAUGAAAUGUUUAGGUUGCAAAUUGAGUCUUUAGAAAGAGUUCUGUUUGAACAGAGGAAAGAGAACAUGUCACUGAGGGAGAGAGUCAAACAGCAAGUCGAUGAACUUCAAGCUAAGGACCAAACUUUCAAAGAUUUAGAGACUAAGGUUGAUUUGAUGUGCAAGAGAGCGGAGCAGGCACAGAAGGAGAAGGACGCGGCAGUGAUGCGCUACGCCAGCACCGAGUGUGCAGCUAUAGAAGCUAAGAAGGCUGCAGAGGCGGCCACAAAGACAGAACGAGCCGCCGUCGCAGAGAGAGACCUGCUCAAUGCCAAGCUGAAGACUGCCAGAGAUGAGAAGCAGAGGAUCUGCCAAUUGUAUGAUGAUAAGUGCCAUGAGCUGCAGAGCAGUGAGCGCGAGGUGGCCAGGGUGCGGGAGGAGUUGCGCGAGGUCGAGGGCCGGCUCAAGUGGACGCAGAGCAAGCUGCGGAUGGAGAUGGACGCGUCUAAGGAGAGUACAGAGCGCGCGGAGAAGUUGUCCCAACAGUUGGCGGAGAUGGAAGCGGCCAGGGAGGCGGCCAUAGCCAACUGUGCCGACACGGCGCGAGUUAAACAACUAGAGACAGAACUGAAGGAGAGCCAGGCGGACCUGAUCCUCAGUCGGCAUGAGAAGGAGGAGCUGGACCGGAGACUGGGCGCCGCCCUGCAGCAGCUGGACUCCUGCAGGAGAGAGGCUAACGAAGCUGUUGCAUCACUUGCCGAGUCUAACAAGCAGGUGGAGAGCUUGAAAGAGAGCAACGUCCGUCUGGAGGAGGAGGCUGCGGAGCUGGCGGCUCUGCGGGCUCAAGCGGCGCUCGCGGACACGCUCAGCGCGCAGCUGCAGAGGUAUAGUACUGCAGUGUAUCAUACAUGUAACGACGUCCGUCUGGAGGAGGAGGCUGCGGAGCUGGCGGCUCUGCGGGCUCAAGCGGCGCUCGCGGACACGCUCAGCGCGCAGCUGCAGAGGUAUAGUACUGCAGUGUAUCAUACAUGUAACGACGUCCGUCUGGAGGAGGAGGCUGCGGAGCUGGCGGCUCUGCGGGCUCAAGCGGCGCUCGCGGACACGCUCAGCGCGCAGCUGCAGAGGUAUAGUACUGCAGUGUAUCAUACAUGUAACGACGUCCGUCUGGAGGAGGAGGCUGCGGAGCUGGCGGCUCUGCGGGCUCAAGCGGCGCUCGCGGACACGCUCAGCGCGCAGCUGCAGAGGGAGACGGAGCGAGCUUGCCACGCAGAGCAAGCGCUGAGCGCGGAGCGUGCUCGCGCGGAGACGUGCUCCAGAAGAGAAGCGGGCGCGCUGGAGCACGCGGCGCGACUCACCGCGCAGCACGUCGCGUCUAGGGCGUGCGCCAGCGAGCACGAGGCUAAAGCUCAAGCGCUGGCAGCAGACAACGCUUCUCUCAGAGAGCAGAUCGAAGCGUUGGAGAGCGAAGCGGAGAGACUGAAGGCGGCUCUCGCGGAGGAAACGGAGAGACGGUAUAAGGAGAACAGGGUGCUUGCUAGGAAGGUGGCGGAACUGACAGGCGAAGCAGCAGAAGCGAACAAGAAGUUAGAGUGGGAGGCGGGAGAGAACAGCGUGCUCAAGAAGAAGCACGCCAGUGCCAUUAAGGAAUUGAACCGGGAACUGCAGCGCGCUCUGAAACGCAUUGAGCAGUUGGAGUCCAAGCUACCUCAGAACGACAGCGCCUCCAACAGAACAGGUUCAGUGUCUUCCCUGAGCAGCGGCGAGACACCUCCACAGGAGGAGAAGUUGCAGAACGGACACGCGCAUGGAGACGCGCCGCCCGACGUACAGGGUCGCGAGCCGGACCGGCAGGCGCUGGUGGAGCGCAUCGUGUCGCUGCAGCGCGCGGCCGCGGCGCGUGCGGAGCGCUGCGAGUUCCUGCAGGAGCACUGCGCGCAGCUGACCCGCGAGCUGCGCGCCAAGAGCCGCCUGCUGCGCGCGCUGCUGCCCGCGCUGCCGCCGGCCGCGCUCGCCUCCGCCACCGCCGACGAGCACAAGAAAGAGAUAGCGCGUCUGGGCGGCGGCGCGAUGGCGGCGGUGUGGGGCGGCGACCCGGGCGGCAUGACGCUGGAGCUGUCGCUGGAGAUGAACCGGCGCCUGCAGGCCGUGCUGGAGGACACGCUGCUCAAGAACAUCACGCUUAAGGAAAACAUGGACACAUUAGGCGAGGAGAUAUCCAAACUUCGGGAGCAAAAGAACGAUGACAAGAAAUAACAAUGUAUUAGUUAAUAUUGGUGGCAUGUAAAAUGUAUAUAUAAUUUAUUAUAAUUAAUGUAACUUCUUCCAAUUUAUGUUAUGACCUUAAGCGCAUAUAAGAUUUGCUAAUGCUGAAUCGUGAAAUUCUCACAAUCUCGUAGAUAGAGAAAGAAAUAGACGAAUACAUAUACUAUACAACUAAUACAUAUACAACUGCAUAAGUUGUGCUCAUUUUUUAACUGUGUAGAGCAGGGUUUCUCAAAGUGGGGUACGCGAACCCCCAUUCGACGGCAGAGGAUGCGCGACAAGAUUUACAUAAUGGUGGCUUGAUAAUUGAUACCGACAGUUAUUAUUUUCUUCAACAGUCAAUUUUUUUUCUUUGAAGGGGGGGGGGGGGGUUCCCCCAUUUAGUAAGGGAUUCGCUGUCACUUGAAAAUUUAAACAGGGGCUCGUGGAGCCGAAAGUUUGAUAAUCCCUGGUGUAGAGUAACGAGACCAGUCCAGUGGCGCUAACAUGCAACCAACCAAUCAACGAGAUAAUCUCGUGAAAAGAAAUAGACAAAUUUCAAUCUAUGGCGAUGCAACCGGAAAUAUAUCUCUUUCAUUGUGUUGGGACGGAAGAGAUGGAACUGGGGCAACUUCGCCGCCAUUGGAUAUUUUGUCUAUUUCUCUUAAAUUGGUCACAUGUUGGCGCCACAGGCGAUUCGAUAUUCGGUGUCAUGACGCGUGCCGUUUUUUCAGACCUUAACAACGGGUCUAAGAAGUUUGUAUUAUGGUAAUGAGUAAUAGACGUUUAUGUUUUUAUUUAAAAAAAGGGUUCGAGGAUUUGUCGAAGGCCUUUUCCAUAUCUAAGAAGACCGCUACGGCUUUUUCUUUUUUAUUGGUUGCUGUAAUUAUGAGGUGCAAUACUCUUGCCAGCUGUAAGGUAUGUUCUGCCCAGAACCCAAACUGUUCCGGUCUUGGCAUAACAUAGGACGAUAGCCGUUGCAGGAACAGAUCUUUGAUGUGGUAGGCAGGAGUGUGAUGGGGCGAUAGCUCUCUGGUUUUCUAGUGUUCUUUCCGGGCUUGGGGAGAACAAUUAUGUUUCCUAUCUUCCAUUUGUCCGGAAAGUGGCCUGCGCGUAAGAUGCCAUUGUAUAGCCGAGUUAGGGAGACCACUGCCUUUCGUGGCAGGUGGCGUAGAGCGGCGUUCGUGAUCCCAUCCGCGCCGCGGCUUUCUUUGGUUUUUCCCUUUUUGAUGGCUGCGCUGACCAUGCCUGGGGAGAAGAACAUGUUGUCUUCGGCUUCGGGUUGGGUUUCGAAGUAUUUUUGGUUUUCUUCUAUGACCAGUUUGGUGUGAAACGAUGAGAACUGGGCGUUUUUAAGGGUCUACCCAGGAUCUCUGCGCGAUCUGCUGCUUUCCGUCCUCGUGCAGCAGCGGGGUUUUUGGUUUUGGGGUCCGCGUAAAUGUGCGGCAGAGUCUGUGUAGAGCGGUUUGGUCUUCCCUCACCGUUUCUAGAUAAUCCAACCAGUCUUCCGAGGCUUUGUCAGUUAGCAUGGCCUCGAUUUUCUCUGCCAACUUGUUGAGCUCUCUAUUUUGCGUAGGACAUCGGGUUGACUGCCACUUUCUUCUUCCUCUUCUUCUCCAGCAGCUGCCUGAUCUGGAAAGGCAGGGGAGCUUUGGCGCUCGUUUGAAUUUCAGUGGAGGCUUCCUGUAGAGCCUCUCCGAUGGACAUUAUUAGCUCUGUUGCGAGAGACUCUUCAGGCGUAGAGGCUGCUCUAGUGGGUAUAGAGUCCUGAACUAGAGACUCGAACUUCUUUCAGUCAAUCCUCUUCCUGGGCUUCAGUUUUGUACACGGCCGGCGUCAAGGAUGGUCAGGACCGGAAGGUGGUCCGAGCCCAUGUCGUCGUUUAGGACUUCGAGCGGGGGUAGGCUUGUGAGAUCUCGCGCUACCACGAAGUCCAGCACGUCCGAGAGGUAUGUGUCUUGAAACGGGUAGUAGGUGGGCUCAUCUGGACCGAAAACGUCGUACCCGCGAAGGUUCGACUCGGCGAGAAGUGCUCUACCUACUGAGCAGGUGAUUCUCGAAUGCCAUGCCGGGUGCUUAGCGUUCCAGUCUCCUGCCCUCAUCGUCGGUGUUUGUGUAUCGAGAAGCUUGCUCAGUUCGGUCAUGUCCAGGGGUGUCGUAUUUGGUCUGUAUAUGGCGUAUAUUUUGUGCGGGCGUCCGUCUAGCUCUAGCUCCACGCCCAUCGCCUGCAUGGAGCUUAGCUGUAUGGGAGGUAGCAGCUGAUGCACGAUCCUGCGUCGCACUAGGAUAGAUAGCCCUCUCUUGGUCCUCACGUCGCUUUGGGGGUCGUUCUCUCUGUAUAUUAUAUAUCCAGGGAAGUUUAUCCUGUUUGUAGAGGCAAGGAAUCUCGUUGAUCUCGUCGAAAAAGUCUCGUUGAUUAGAGCCACGUCGACGUCUUGCUCCCUCAGUAGAGUUCUGAAGAGGACGGACUUUUUCUUGAAUCCAUGGGCGUUCCAGAAUAUAAUCCUCAGAGGCUUAGCCAUUAGACUGGAUUAGUUGGCUAAUACCUCUGAGGAUGGCGGAUGUUGGGUUUUCACCCUCGCGUAGUGCCAAUAGGACGUCAUACAUGAUUUGGACAGCCGCCUCUAUGCUAAUGUUCAUCUUCUUGGUGCCGCCUAGAGUCGCCUUUUUUGCCGGAGCUGCGGAUGGGGGCUCUACAAUUUCUUUGGUGGGUUUCUUAUUCUUCUUUUUCUUUUGUUGUUGUUGGCCUUGAGGGUCACGCGGAGUCGGAUCGUUUGCGGGGGUUCUGAUAUUAGAGCCCCCUGGGGCCGUGGGCGCAGCGUCCUCCUCUGCGCGAGUUUGUGAUCGGGCGGGACGAUCAUCUCGUGUGGUCGUCAUUGCUACUGUCCCUGCUCUUUUCUUUCGCGCCUCCCGCUUGUACACCGGGCACGAGACGUUAUUCGCUGGGUGAGGCUCCCCACAGUUUGCACAGGUGGCCGGCUCUUCUCUUGGUCGGGGGCAUUCGAAGGCUCUGUGUUCUUCGCCACAGCGCACGCACGCCUGCCUCCGGUGGCACUGGUGCGAACUGUGCCGGAACUGCUGGCAGCGGUGGCAUUGCGCGGGCCCCUUCCGCCCCCGCCAUGCCUCUAUGUGCACGCCUGGCAUGCACAGCAGUUCCGAUACUUCAAAAAUCUUGGGUACCGUGUCUGCCGUCCUUUUUAGGAUGGCGAGGUAAAUACAGCCUGGUCUGCCCUUGCGGGCCCGUAUAGGUCGGACCAACUCCGGCUGAAAACCCAGGCUGCGCAGCUCUUCUUCUAAAUCUUCCGUGGGGGUCUCUACCGGCACUCCUCGGAUGGCCACUUUGAAGAUCCUCUCUUGAGGAAGUGAGUACGAGGUUCUCGGUUUUCUCCAGCUCGCUCAAAGUACCUCUGGAUGAUCCUGUACUCUACCUCCUCGGUGGGUAUGAAUUUGAUGCCCUUUCCAAAAGGGCGGGCAUUUGGGGCUCUACCUAACUUCUCCUUGAGUUGGCGGCGGUGGUGGGCCCAGUUUGGGAGCCGCUCUACCACUAGAGGGGGGUGGCGCGGCUUCUUUGUAUUCUUUGUCUGCUGCGUUGACGUUGACGCUAGCGGCGGCGAUGUGCGUCUGGACGCUUGAUGACGUGCUGGGUUGGGCGGGGUUUUUUGCUCUUGCUGCGUCGGCGAAGCUUGUAGAUGGCUUCGGUUGGGCGGGCGGAGCGGUGGGCAUCUGUUGAGAGCUCUGGGUUUCGGGGAUUUCAUCCUCUAUGUCCAUCUCUACCACUCGUUGGGCAGGUAGAGCAUGGCGGUCGCGGAGGCGCGGGUCUCGCUGUGGGAGCGGCGCCGGGGCUGUGGUUUUCAUGACCUUGGACUCCGGCGUUAGGUCCGUGUCUGUCCUUUGUCUCUUCUAUGGAGUGACGCCUUGCCUGAAUUCCGGAAUAGGUCUUGUGGCAGCAAUGACUCUAGCUUGGCUGAGUUCGUUUUCCGAGAGCAUUGGGGCUCCUUCGUUUUCGAGCCGUCUUCGUCUAGCUUGUAAGAGCCUGAGCAAGUCCUCGAUUGUUUCGUCGGAUAAGCCGCCCAUCUCUUUGACUCUAGCAAUGAAUAUUAGGUCCGACUCUACUUGUGUCCUCGGUGAGAACCGUAGACUGCCGGGGUUAUCCGGUAACAUGUACGACGGUACCUGUUGCGGAGUGGUGGUCGGUGAUUCUGGUUGCAUGCGAACUGCGCCUGUGCUCGCGGCGGUCCGCGCGUGUGACGGGAGGGCGUCGCGGUGCGCAGGCCAAGCGGCUGGCGUACGUAGCUCGCUGCUUUCUUCUUGUGAACCCGCCAUGCCAAUGGUAGGUGUCGGCUGGUGGGUUUGAGGUGCGCUCGUUACCUGGUACGGCGCGAGGGUCUCUGCGGGGGUGCGCGGCGGUUGGGGGGCGGCGCGGCUCUCCUUACGGUAUUGCGCGGAAGUUACCUCGUACUUAUCACGGGGGGGGGGGGGGGGGUGCAGCUGCGCGGGGGUCGAAGUGGUCCUCCCUAUUGCAGGGAUGUUACCUCUAGUCCCGCGCGGACGGCGCGACGGCGCGACGGGCAUGCGAGAUGACGCAGCAAUCUCUCUUGCUCGUACGCUGCGCGAGCGAGACGGGCUCUGCGCGGGUGGCCGCAGGGGUGAGGCGCGGCGAUGAGACGCGGAGAGUCGACGACGAGAUGCGGGGGGCGCCUGUCUCGUUCUCUCCACGUAGUGACGUCCUUCUCUCAGUUGGUUGUCCCGAGCGAUUUCUGGACGCGCUGGAAGAUGAUGACCGGCGGUAUCAUCGUCGGUCGGGACGGGGUUUUCGAGUCCUUCGGCGGCUCCAUCUCGGACUAGCACUUGCACAAACGCGGUCGUCGACCUGGGUCGUGCUCAACCAGGCUGGGUAUUCCGCGAGGCGCGCGACACGGCGCGGAUGAGCUACGCCGCAGGCUCAGCCCAAGCUGGACCGGGCCUGCGGGUGAUGUCAGGUCGGGUUUGCUAUAUCAAACCCGCCGGACAAUCUAGGCGCGCACGAUCGACCCGUGAGAGCGAAAACGGUUUGCAGGUUACUGGAAACGGCGCAUACGCAUAAGUGCAAGGACUUCUGCCCCGAUCCAAUGUUGCUUUCUUCUCUCGGUCCCGUUAGGGCCCGGGCGGAGUCGCGACCAAGGCAUAGCCUUCUGCGCGAGGGGUUGCUCGCCAGCCAUGAAAAUGGCUGCGUCCUCGGGUUGGCCCUUUGUAGAGCCGUUUUGAGGUAGAGCCGAAUAGGCUCUUGGAAAGAGGGGUCUUUCGACUCCCUCUCGGGGUGUUUCCCGCUUGUGGGAGGCCCCGGGAGGGUGUGUGUGGAUUAGAAAAACCACUAAGUGGUGGAAAGGGGAGAAUGGGCAGUUACCUUGCUCCGUGGGCGUGUUCAUCACGGGUAGCUGGCGGUCAAACGAGUGAUGCCUCCUAAUACGGCCGGAGUCGGGUCGCGGCCUUCCCGCACGGCCUUGAGCACGUCUUGCAGCACCUCCAGCGCUGCAAUUAACACUUCGUUGGCACUCUGUGGGCGUGGGCUUCUUGUUUUCCCGCUGGAGGCGGCUGCGUUGGGCUGGACGUGGGUCCUCGGCUCGGCGCUACCUUCCUCUUGCUGGGGCUUCUUCUUCUUCCGCUUCUUUUUGAUCGUCUCGGACUGGGCGCCGGAUGAGCCUCGCGGUCUCGGCUCGUUUGCAGGCGUCCUUAUGUUGGUGCCUUGGUUGGCCUUAGGUUUUCCUUAGUACGCUUUUGCCCGGCGUCUUGGUCGUCGUCCGAAUCCUCGGACCGCAGCCUCCGUUGAGGUCUAUCCUCGUUGGCGGCCAUGAUCGUAGGCUGUUUCGGCGGCUUCACUAUCCCGUAGUAGUUCGUGAGAAGUAAUUCUCGGGUUUCACGGUCGAUGUCAUCUUCCGUUUCUUCUCGGGAUUUUCCAGAGAUUGACAUCAGAUUGGCUAUGAAUCCUUCCCUCUCCAAUUGGAAGGCUGGGAACAUCUGUGAGUACCGGUACACGAGCACUUCAGUGUAGCAAAUCGUUUGAAGACAUGUUUCUUCGUCCAUCUCUUUUUGGACAUUCACGUCCGCGUCGUCGUCUAGGCUAGGCAUAGACCGGGCGGGACACGGUUCACUGCCACUUUCACUCGACACUAACUCGCGGUCGGCGGGCGCGAAAGCGGAGCGUGCGCGGCGGCGGGCGCAGCUUCCGACGGCGGCGCGGCGGCGGGCAUUAGCGCCAGCGGUGGCGCUGUGCGCGAAACACUCAGGUUUGAGUUCUCGCGGGAGAACGGCGGCACGGGCGCAGGCACAACCGGGCGGCUCGGCGGCGCGACUUGCGAGGCGUAACUCGCGCGACGAGAGGCGGGCGCGCGGCUCGGCGGCGCGGCGAAGACUGCCGCAGCGGACGGGCGCGGGCCCGGCGCGGCGUGCGACGAGGCGCGGGGAGACGGCGUGCGCGCGGCGCGCGGGCCGGGAGGCGGGCGUGCGGGGCGCGGGGCGGGGCGGCCGGCACCCGAUGUCUUGCUCUGCCGCGAGGACGCAGCGGCGAUUACGGGUGGCGGUUCGACGUUCGCUUCGGGUUGGGUCUUCCUUCGGGCUCCUGAGUCCUUCUGGAUCCGAGGAUCCCUGGGAUUCGGCUCCUGACGAGGCAUUUCGGUGUUCGGGCUUCACCGGAUGUUAGUCCGUCCGCGUAUUCGCGGAGAGGCUAGUCGCCGUGCUGUCUUCAGACCAUCAGCCGGUUGCGGGUCUGGACAUCUUCUGGACAACUAUCUUCACCGCGAUAACACGCGGGCGAAACUGCGACGGAUUUGGUCACCAAAUCGGGUCAGCUUCAGUAGAUAGGAGUCACUGGUAGACACGAGCACUUGAGACGACUGCGGCCGAUCCUUCUGCCCCGAUCGUCGGCUCCAUCGCGUAUUUAUACCCACUCAGAACGCUUCCAGACCUUUUUGGGCACGCCUACACGCGUGUUGUUUGUUCCACGGAGUCACAAAUCAAAACAAUAACUAUAGAUUUCAUUCAAAAUUUCGAGUUCAAAACAACUCGAAAGGGCGAGCGAUUAUGAACCCUAUGUCUCUAAUAAUAAGGUACAAUAUGAAUUUGAUAUCUACAUAGUUAUCACAAAAGGGUUUUUCCAAAUCGUGAUCUCUUAUACUUAGCAUUUUCAUUUUCAAGUAUUUUCCCUUGCUGUAGUGAGAUGAGAAAUUUUGUGUUGCGCACGGUAAAAAAAUUAUUUACCUCGCAAUGCUCAGGAUUGUUUUUUUUUAAUCCUUCCCUUACUCAGCAUUCUUUAUUUGCAUUUUCUUAGAAGACUUCUAUAUAAUAAUACGUAGAUAGAUUAACUUAAAUGGCAGACUUACUGUGUAAAUAUAAAGUUUUAUUUAAAUACGACAUAGUUCUGAGAUAAACUAUAUAGUAUGUUUUAAAAAGCAUUGUGUGUUUUACUAUUCGCAAAUUUAACAUUUUUUUUUAAUAAAAACAAAACUCGAACGGACAAUGCCAGACAAUGUAUAAAAGUUUAACCCACUAAAAAAAAAAUUGCAACAAUGUAUAUUCAUAUUAUAUAAUUUUAUUGGAUUUUUUGUACUAUUAAACAAAUAUUACCUUUUAACUCUUUAUUACUAGGGGUAUGAAGCUACAUUAAAACAAGCGUCAUUUUAUAAUUUUUAAAUUACACCGAGGUUUAAAAUGGAAUAUAAACGCUUUGAAGGGCUCGCAUCCAAGGUUGAAUAAGGUUUUUAAAAAAUAAGUAUUGCCAUGUCUGCUACGAGGAAAUAACGUAAUGGAUUUAAUUACUUUUUUUGGCAGAUUUUUAUUCCGGAGUUUAACAGUAAAAAUUGUUUAUUAAAAAACAAUUAUUUAAAAAUUGGAUAUUUUUAGUACAUUUACAUUUUCCACAAAAUUCUGAGUUAGGACUGGUUUAGGAUCUGGCAUUCUCCUUUCAACAGAAAAUAAGUCUUUAAAACUUAAAUUAAAACGUUCAUUUCGUUUUGAAGUAAAUGAUCAAAUAUUUUAAGUAAGUAAUGUAGCAUAAAUGCGAGUGUUUCGCAAAAGUGCUGAUGACGUCAUGUGUACCUAAUGUUGUUAUGACUCUUAUCAAUUGGUACGUUAAACUUAAACUUAGUAAACUUAACUAGAAAAAUUGCGUGUGCCGUAUUUACUAAAAAGUUUAAAUUUAACAUACAAUUGUAUAAUAUACAGGAAGAAAAUUUUUUUAGUGCGGAUAUUUUUAUAUUUUGUUCAUAAACAAAAUUUAAUGAUCACGUAUUUUUUCUUUUUUUUUUAACUCAAAAAUAACAAAAUUAUCGUUAGCUAAAGUUAUUUACUUUUGAACAGAAUUUUAGGGUCACCCUAUUGUGCGUUUAUUUUAUUUUCGUUUGAUACCUAAAGGACGUCACCAGAUCACUUUUAAGCUGAAUAUAUCUUGUUUAGUAAUAAUAUGUACAUUAUUUUGUUAUUUUAGAGACAUAAAUUAAAAAAAAAAUUACAUUAAAUGUAUCGAACUGUUUGUAGAUUUAUAUUCUAUUAAUGAUACAGAACCACGAAAAAAAAUAUCCGCACUAAAGACCGAAUCACCCUGUAUACCUAUUAUGUGUAAUUUAAGCCAGUGUUGUUAUCUAUUAAAUGUCUAUAUUAUUAUUAAAAAAUAUAUAAUAUAUGAAUGUAAAUUAAUGAUUUAUGUCGAAAUUUAUUUGAAUCGUAUUAUACAUGUAUAAAUAAAAUUUUAUUUUCCAACUUAA
This is a messenger RNA of Bicyclus anynana (squinting bush brown), 12068 nucleotides long. It is a transcript of the gene Golgin104, whose product is annotated as coiled-coil domain-containing protein 186. The record is from RefSeq and is a predicted model, not a curated record. Gene Ontology annotation, biological process: vesicle cytoskeletal trafficking. Gene Ontology annotation, cellular component: trans-Golgi network. Bases 169 to 3345 code for a protein of 1058 amino acids. Gene Ontology annotation, molecular function: small GTPase binding. Lineage: Eukaryota; Metazoa; Arthropoda; Insecta; Lepidoptera; Nymphalidae. The transcript has 14 exons.